AUGUCCCCGUUGCUUUUUGUUUUGGGAAUGGAGUAUUUGUCUAGAAUUAUGAAGAAACUAGGACAAAAAGAGGACUUUAAAUUCCAUGAACGGUGUAAAGCUUUUCAACUCAAUCAUUUGAGUUUUACAGAUGAUGUUCUUCUUUUUUGUCAUGGUGAUUUUAGGUCCAUAUAUUAUUUGUUGCAAGGGCUGAAACUCUUCUCUCAAACAUCAGGACUUCACCCAAAUGUAGCUAAAUCAGCGGUUUAUUGCUAUGAUAUGACUGGGGUUGAAGUGCAAAAGGUCCUUGAGGCUUCUGGUUUUAGCAGGAGUUCUUUACCGUUCAAGUACUUUGGGAUUCCAAUUUGUGCUAAAAGGAUUUCUGCUAAGGAGUGUGAGAUUUUACUAGAAAAAAUGGUGUUGCGAAUUAGGACUUGGAGCUCUCGCAACCUGUCUUAUGCAGGGAGAAUAAUCUUGAUCAAUUCUAUUUUAAUAUCUAUACACUCUUAUUGGUCACAAAUUAUGAUCAUUCCUAAACAGGUGUUAAAGCGAAUAAACUCCAUAUGCAGAGCUUUUUUAUGGAAAGGUCAGGCUCAUUUUGUUGGUACUGGGAAUGUGGCUUGGGAGCAUGCUUGUAGGCCGAAGAGAGAAGGGGGUCUUGGAUUCUGA
This is a messenger RNA of Humulus lupulus (European hop), 648 nucleotides long. RefSeq lists its product as uncharacterized. The transcript has a single exon. The record is from RefSeq and is a predicted model, not a curated record. NCBI's taxonomy places the organism in Eukaryota, Viridiplantae, Streptophyta, Magnoliopsida, Rosales, Cannabaceae. The coding region runs from base 1 to 648 and encodes 215 amino acids.